This is a messenger RNA of Pseudo-nitzschia multistriata, 1439 nucleotides long. NCBI's taxonomy places the organism in Eukaryota, Bacillariophyta, Bacillariophyceae, Bacillariales, Bacillariaceae. The record is from the annotation of a GenBank genome assembly.
AAUCAAACAAGAAGCGGGGUGGCAUCGGAAACUCACCCGCUGUUCUUUCGAGAGACGACAGCGAGAACAACGUAAAAAAGAAGAGCGCCCUGAAACAAAAGAGGGAGGAGCAGCAAAGGAAACUCCGGGAGCAAUCGGAGGGUUCGUCCGCGGUAGAUUCGAAAGUGCUCGGAAACCAAAAGGAGGAUUCCACCCAGAACGACACCGACGCUGCGGAUCCGAGCGGGAAUGCCUCGAGCGGCAGCGUGACUGCCGUUGACAGCUACAGCUGUUCCAAUAGCAGCAUCGACGACGAUUGCAGCAUCGUGAGCGAUGGAAGUUAUUCCGCGGACGAUCUCCUCCUUGGGGACUCCCAGGAGCCAACAUCCUCGUCAUCGAUAAACCCCGGCGAUCUGUACGGGGGUAGCUUUUGCGGGAGCAGUUCCAACACGAGCUAUUCCAAUGAAUGCAGUUUUGCCAACGCCGAUGGAAACGAAGCUUCCUAUGGAACCAAUGUCGGGGACGAAAAAAGGGUCGGCCAUGGCAACGAGAGGAGCGAAAGCGUCAGCAGCAUCAUCAGCUCGGACACAAUCACUCCCUGUCUGGCUUCUUCCAUGUCGUCCUUUCCCGAAGAAGACGUCAACUUUGUGAGCUCGGACGACGGUUCCUCGGACGAGGAUGUCUCCGAGGCAUCCUCCACAACGAUAUCGUCGCCGGAAACAUCGCCGAUCGGGAAUCCAAACACGCUUCCGCCACCGAUUGCUUUGUCCGAGCACCCGGAAGGAGCCCCUGCCCCCACCAUUCCUAGGGAGCGUUCCAUCGAUUUCAACGAAAGGGUCCGCGUGAAGCGCGUUUUGUGCCAAUCCCAGCUCGUGGAGGAGGACGAGCUCGAAGACCUCUGGUUCCAACCGGAGGAAUACGAGGCGAUCAAGCGCAAGACCAUGGCCCUGAUCCGGGCCAUCCAGGAAGAGAACACCGGCGGCGUGACCUACUGCACCCGGGGCCUCGAGCGGUACUUUUGCAUUCAGGAGGUCCAGGACAAGCGGAACGACGCCUGGGACACCGUCCUGGACGAGCAGGACCUGCAGCGGUACGAGGGGGCCCCCGACCCCGAGCGCCUGUCGAGGUUGUACGCGAGGUGCACGCGGCGGUCGAGCCAGGAGGCCGUCGUGCGGGGCAAGCUCGACGAGGACGCCAUCKCCCGGUACACCCGGAAGACGCGGCAGGCCCUCGGGAGGUCUUCCUACGGCCGCGUGGCGUGAGUCGGAACCGCCGAACACCGCUGCACUACAACAAUCCUCCUGCAUGCAUACGGUGCUUUCUAACUUCUAGAAAACGAUUUGUGUCUGUCCGUUAGUUUGUUAUUGUAUCGUGGUGCCGUUGCGUCUUUUUACGCUUGCUUGCCGAACACCCAUUCUUGCACGGUACGGUACGGUGCCGAGAGAUAGUUAGUUAGUGAC